Messenger RNA from Crotalus tigris (Tiger rattlesnake), 1663 nucleotides. RefSeq lists its product as uncharacterized. Gene Ontology annotation, cellular component: external side of plasma membrane. The transcript is spliced from 4 exons. Gene Ontology annotation, biological process: tumor necrosis factor-mediated signaling pathway; positive regulation of T cell proliferation; B cell costimulation. NCBI's taxonomy places the organism in Eukaryota, Metazoa, Chordata, Lepidosauria, Squamata, Viperidae. The record is from RefSeq and is a predicted model, not a curated record. The coding region runs from base 60 to 677 and encodes 205 amino acids. Gene Ontology annotation, molecular function: signaling receptor activity.
CAGAUGAAACCAAAGUAGAACUGUUUGGUAGAAACACAACUCGUCGUGUUUGGCCUCUGAUGGACCAUCACAACACAACCUGCCAUCAUCCCAGCUUCUGCUAUGACAAGCUGACCAAAGAAUGCCACAGCUGUAAACAUAUGCAAAGAGGCUUCAGGAAAGUGACAACUACUAUAGUUGGAACAACCUCCAUUACAACCCAACCAGUGCAAUUUCAUACUGGAAACCAAAAUUGUUCAGCUUUAAUAUUUGGUUUCUAUGCUUUUUGGGGGCUAGUAAUCAUCAUGGCAAUGUUAUGGCUUGUAAUCCUGAAACAAAGAUGGAAGAGAAGGAGACAAACUGGAAAGGAGAAUUCCCAAGAAAAUGGCAAGUGCACUUGUUUUUUGGCCAAUGAAGCUCAAAGAAACCAUGACUGGGGACCAGGAAACAAUGAUCUUGGACCACUUCGAUGCCCACAUUUAAAUGGUGCUACUAUGAUCACCCAUGAUGAUGUCUUAAAGGAGAAUAUGCCCUGUGUUGCUUGCACAAGAAGUCAGGAGGUUGAAAUGAUUUCCUUGUGUCCCCCUGAUGAAAAAUGCAACUCCUCAUUUCCACUGCCAGCAACUGAACUUGGAGCAACUGUGCUGGUGACUACAAAGACAAUUCAAGAAAACAUCCUCAGUAAGGAGCUACCAUAAUAAUUCCUUUAAAAGGGCUUAGACUAGCAAAUGCAAUCUCUCAAACUUUGUAUGACUCAUUAUUGGAGGCAGGUCAUUUCACCUUGGUGUAGUUGUUUUUUUGUAACUAUAGUUUGGAAAAUAACAAGCUUUAUUUUUAAUGAAGUCAUCUUUUCAGCUUCCAAAAUGCCCAGCUAUAACUAUGGUGAAAUGAGAGGACAUAGCACACCCAACCCAUCAAGAUCAGAAAAUCUUAGAAAAAAAUCAUAUUCAAGGGAGUAAAAUAAUCUUGCCUUAAUUUCUGCAUCCUGAAACUCACCCAGUAAGAUUUUUGUAAGUUACUAUAUGUGUUAUAGUUAAGAACAAAACUUAUACAUGAAAUAAGAAAAUAGAGUAAGGGUGUAAGGGAAACAAUUUUAAUUACAAAGAGACACAAUUAAGCUAUUGCACUUUUUUAGAUGUAAAGUAACAAUGUUGAGAGCCAGUUUGGUGUAGUAAAGGGAUCAGUCUAGAAACAGAGACUAUGAGUUCUACCCCUGCCUUUGGCACAAAGUCAGCUAGGCGACCUUAGGUCAGUCACUCACUCUCAUCCCUAGGAAGAAGGCAAUGGCAAACCACUUCUGAAAAAUUCUACCAAGAAAAUUGCAGAGAUUAAUCUAGGCAGUCACCAAGAGUCAAAACUGACUCAAAGGGACAAAACAAACAAACAAUGUUAAUGACAAGUGAUAAGUAAACAUGUUCUUAAGCACUGGAUAAAAUGGUCAGGGUAAACUUUUUAAACUCCUUUCUAAACCAUUAUAUUUCAUUGCAAUUAUGUUUUUAAACUAUUCUAAGAUUGUUCUCAUGCUGUAAUAAAUUAAAUAGUAAUGUAAUGUUAACCAAUAGAUCAGUGGUUCUCAACUUGUGGGUCGGGACCCCAUUUGGGGUCGAAUGACCAUUUCACGGGGGUCGCCAAACAAGGCUGUCCGCCAUUUUUCCCCCUUUUCUUUGGCCAUGCCCCUGGCACC